This is a messenger RNA of Actinia tenebrosa (Australian red waratah sea anemone), 4570 nucleotides long. RefSeq names its product tudor domain-containing protein 7. Lineage: Eukaryota; Metazoa; Cnidaria; Anthozoa; Actiniaria; Actiniidae. The record is from RefSeq and is a predicted model, not a curated record.
UGGAAGACGACAAAACAGCAAGUUUCCCAGAAGUAACACUUCCUCCAUUUUAUUCCUAAGAAAGCCAUAUAAGAUGGACUAAACAGUGCAAGUGCAGAUAUACUGGAGGUGCUUUACGGUUUAUAAAAAUGGAUGAGCUUAAAAAAAAGACAGAAACAAUGCUGAGGGCUGUGUUAAUCAGCAGUCCUCGUGGAGUACCUCUUUACAGGGUCGAGAAAGAGUACAGAAGCAUCACUUUUGAGCCCAUCCCAUACUCAAAAUUAGGAUUUACAAACCUAGAGGGCUUCUUAAAGAGUAUACCACACGUUGCUAGUAUCCAGAGAGGCAGUGAUGGCGAGGUCGUAGUGAAGGGAGUUGCCUCUGAAGCCGAUCAACACGUAGCCAAACUCAUAGCUAAGCAGAAGAAACCUAAAAUCAGGAAGUCAGCUGCAAGACCAAGGAAGCCAGUUUUUGCUUUUUCAGCGACUCCAAAUAAAUAUCGUAGUACUAAUUUUGGACCAAGGUCUCAAAAUUUUGCUCCAAAGUCUUUAAUUCAGAAUAAUACGUCAACUUUUGGUGGAAAUCGGGGCCAAACACCAAGGUUUGUUCCUCCAAGGUUGAGGAAGGUUUUUGGAGCAGACAGUCAACCUGCAGCUAAUCAACAACCUGUUAAUGGUACUCGGCGUGUUUCUACAGAUGAUCAGAAACAAAAGAGUAAUCCAUCCCAAAUCUCACAGCGAAUAGUAAAAAGUAAAGGGCCUAAUUUUCAAGGAAUGGAAGUAACAUUGGACAAUAAACCUACUUCACCUCAGACUAAAACUCCACCAAGUACUAUUCCAACAGUUACUCUAAGCCCAGAAGUACUAAAAAAUAUAGGACAGAUUGUAGGUGCCAAACCCAACGGGCUGUUCCUCUCAAGAUUAUCAGUGGAAUAUAAGAACAAGUUUGGUCAAGAAUUACCAGACAAUUUAACAGAAACAUUACUUCUUCAUCCAGAAGUGUUGCGGGUUGAAAAGAUGCAUCAAAAUGUGUAUAUUGCCUAUCCACCUAAGAAAUCUGAACCACCAACAAGUGAAAGUGUAAAAGAAAUAAAUGAUAAAACAAAACAGAACAAGGAAGAAAAGAAACAAAAAGUAGAGCUAUAUAUCGUGAAGCCAUUUACUGUUCCAAAUGUAGGGUCUUCAGUUCAAGUUUACCUGAGCCAUGUCGAAAGUGUUGGUAAUUUUUUUGUUCAAUAUAAAGAGUGUGAAGAUAGGAUCCAAGACUUGCAAACUAAAUUGGAUCAGGAUUUCAAGGACACAACAGAUUUUAUUACAAAACCCAUUCCUGGGAUGUACUGCUGUGCUAAAUUUUCAUUGGACGAUUCCUGGUACAGAGGAAAAAUAUUACAAUGCAUUGAUGAAAAAGACACACUCACUGUAGAGAUAUUCUAUGUUGAUUUUGGAAACUCUGAGUGGUUGCCAAGUUCAAGGCUGCAACACUUGAAGAAGGAACACGUGGAAUUACCUCAAAUGGCUGUACAUUGUUCUUUAGAUGGGAAAGAAAACUUUAAUCCUUCUAUGACAGAGACAUUAAAAACAUUUAUAGAUACAGAAUUAAAAAUGACUUUGGUUCGAAGAAUUGGUGAUGUUCUUUGUGUACGGCUGGCUGAUGAAGAAGGGGCUGAUGUUGCAGUAAAAUUUGAUAGUAAAAAACCAUCAAAGCACAUCAGUAGUGAAGAAAAGCUACCAGUACCUGCUGAAGAUAAUGUUACUACAACUAACGUUGUACAACCUUCAAGUCCACCAGCAGUUGAACAGAAGAAGCCUGUCAAACCAUUUCUCAGAUCUAAGUCUAUGACCAAUGAACAAGAAAAGAAGAUUCCUGAGCGAGUGGUCAUCCCAAAUGAAGAUUACAUUGAUAUUCUUGUUUUCAAUGUCUUCAGCACUGAUAACAUUAAUGUUUUGUUAUAUGGCGAAGAAUACUCCGAUAAGUUGCUUGCUUUGGAAGUAAGCCUUAUGUCUUACUUCUCUGAGUCCUGUGAAGAUUCUCCAUCAUCACCCAAAGCAGGUGAGAUAUGGGCACUAAAGACCAAUGAACUCCAUUCAGAGGACCAGUGGUACAGAGUUAAAGUAUUAUCCAUUAAAGGUGACCAGGCACAGCUAGAGUUUGUUGAUUAUGGUGAUACCAGGCAAGCAGCUGUUUCUGACUUAAAGGCCUUACCAGCAAGAUUCCUGGAUCUACCCUUCCAAGCAGUUACUUUAUCUUUGAAUAACAUCCCAAAGACAAAGAAAAAAGAGGUGCUGGAUAAACUCAAACAGCAUGUACUUGAAAAACCAUUAGUGGCAGAAGUUAUACAAAGAACCCAAGACAAGCUAUCAGUAGAACUGUUUGACACCUCGACAGAAACUGAUAUCAACAUCAAUGAGAUAAUGYGCUCACUUAUUCUACCAGAUGAGGACCUCGCACCUGCUCUACCAAAGGCUGGCCAACAAGUAAAUGUGGCAGUAUCUCACAUAUCGGACACUGGUGCUGUAUAUGUACAAAUACCUGGAGCAGGUCUGUCUCGUCUGGAGGAACUAAUGACUGACAUCACAGAACACUACAACUCAAAGAGUACCAAAGCUGCAGAGUUUGUAUCUCAGCCAACUGAGGGUCUCAUCUGCUGCGCUAAGUGUUCAGAUGGUUCAUGGUACAGGGCUCUCAUACUGAAGCAGCUACCUGAAAGGAUGGUGAAGGUGCAAUGUGUGGAUUACGGCAACACAGAAAUCGUACUGAGAACUGCUCUGAGGGAACCCACUAAAGCUAAUGAACAUGUUAGCUCAUUGCCAUUCCAGGCAGUUGAAUGCUGUCUUGGAUCAGAUUUGAACUGGGAUGCUGAUAAAACAAAAGCAAUUAACCAAAUCCUAUCUGAUGAAGUGAUACUUGAGGUAACUAAACAGGGAGCCAUUCCCCAAGUCAAAUUAUUCUUGACUAGAGAAGAUGGCCAACAGGUUAACAUUCUUGAUUACAUUCUGGAGGAUAACCAAGCUAAUAGAGAUGAUGGCGGGUCAGUAGAUGGAUCAGUUGAUGGUAGUUCACCAGGGAAACAAGAACAGACAGACAAAGAAUCCUCUUCACAAGAAGAUGACCAAGAUGACUUGACCCCAAACCUCCCACCACCCAUAACACUCUCACGACCAUGGGUGGAUGUAACGGUGUCCGAAGUUAUUGACCCUGGACAAUUUAUGUUUCAGCCGCUAUCAAUGCUGAGGGAUCUUGAAAAGUUAACAAGUGACAUGACAGAGUAUUAUAAAAAUAAAACUGAGACCGUCAAGAGUCCCCGUAUGGGUGACCUGUGCGCUGUCAGAGAUAAAGACGGCAAUUACUAUCGAGCAGUUGUUAAGGCUGUCCUCUCACCAAAACAGGUUUGCGUCCUGUUUAUAGACUACGGUAAUCUCAAUAUCCACACCUCUAGUGAUUUUCGAGUACUCUGUGAUCAGUUCAAACAAUUACCAUGCAUCGCUGUCAAGGGAUCCCUAUCAGGAAUCCAGCCCAGCGAAAGCUCCGGUGAAUGGUCAGUGGAAGCAACAAAAAGAUUUGAAGAUUUAACACGAUGGAAGAUGCUUGUUGCUUCAAUAGACGGGGACCAGUACACCUACAGCUACCGCGAGGAGCACAAGAUUCAUCUAACAAUCUACGACACGUCUAGCGAUAAAGAUAUUAAUAUUGCUGAUGUCCUUAUUCAAGAAAGAUUGGCCAGACGUACAGAAAGCUGAGUAGGGAUGAUAGGAGUAAUAUAUUUCUGUCAGUGUCGAAUCUGAGACAUGAUGGAGUAUCCAGUGAGGACUACAGAUAGUAGGAUAUAUAAAUAUUAGUCACAUUACAUGGUGUCUUGCGAUAUCUGUAGAGUACGACACUGAAAACUUAAUAACGCAUGGCACGGUCAUGAUACGGAUUAACAACAUCUGUGGACCAAUCACAGCGAGUGCAUACAUUUAGUUAAAAUGUUUGGCACCGCACCGUCACGGUAACGGCACGGCCAAACAAAGCACUCGAUUCUAGAGACCGGGCGCAAGGUGCAAUUUAAUUUYUUAUCUCAAAGUGAUGGAUGACUUAAUUUUAAAUAUAUGGGAAAUGCUGCAAUAACUAUAAGCAGUUUAGGUACUGAUUGACAUUGGCACUUCAAUUACACAACGAGUAAGGAACAGUAAAACCUUUAACAGAAAACGUUUUUAUUCAUGUUGAGAGGUCAAUAGACCUAUCCCGAAUUCGCUUGACUGGUCACAAAGCAAUAGUUUCGAGUCGAGGUUGAAACUUGAUGAAUAAAAGAAUCAAGUUCAGUCUCGACUUCAAACCAUUGUUUCGUGGUCAGUCAAGCGAAUUCGGGAUAGGUCUAUUGUUUUAUUGUAUUUUCGAAAAUCAUUUUCCCCGCAAGUAACGUCGAGUCACUUCGGGGCUUUAAACAAUCCUCAUUGGUCCAGUUUGCAUUUGCGCACUUUUGAAAAGGAAAAGAAAAAUAUAAAAUUAAAUUUACAGUCUUUACUAGACAAUUUGUCUUAAAAUAACAAGGGAAUAUUAUACAGAAGGAUUAAAUAGUUAUAGAUGCGAAUAAAAGCUUGUUAGUAAUAAA